CCUCAAGGGCCAGGGCUUUUUAUACAAAGUCACAUUCGUGAGCAUGUCUCAAAAACAUCUGUGCAGAUGUUUCCAGGUCCACGAUAACGUCGGAGUGCUAGGUUGACCUGGACUCACAGGCUAGAGGAGGACAUGGACUCCCCAGGCAAAGAGGGUUACAAGAAGUAACAGGGCGGUGAGGGGAAGGCGUGCGAGUGGCGGCAGGGAGGCGGCAGUGUUGCAGAGGUCCUGCUCACAGCACUGGUGCCGAAGAGCGUAGGGCUGUGACCAGUAGGUGGCACGGCCCAGCAGAGCGCAGUGGGCCCGAGGGAGGCAGCCUUUCCGCUCGAUGACCUCUUCCUUCUGGUCUGUGGGACAAAGGAGGAACACUGAGGCUGGGUGGCAGAAAAGAGAGGGUGAGGAGCCACCCCAAGAAGGGCCGUUGGACCAGACCUUACCUGAGGUGCCAACACUGACGCCACACACCUCAUCUUCCUGGCACUCUGUGAGAACAGGGUAGCAGGGCUUAGCAAAGCUGCAAGUGUAACAGUGGAGCCGUCCCCUGGUUGGGGAAGUGGUGAGACCUGUUGGGUCAGCGGAGAUCAUUUCGGGGAGGAGAAGGACACCGAAUGCGGUGCUAUGACUGUGAUGGGGGCCCCAGCAACUCCUGCAAGCAGACCGUGAUCACCUGUGGUGAGGGUGAGCGCUGUGGCUUCCUGGACCGCAAACCCAACCCAGGACAAGCUAAGCAACCCUCCGUGACCUUGGGUCAGCACCACCCCGCCUGUGUGGCCACCCAUCAUUGCAAUCAAGUGGACAUAGAGUCAGUGGGAGGUGUGACUUUCACAACCCAAAAAAACUGCUGCUUCGGAGACCUGUGCAACGGCGCCGUGGUGAGCUCCGUGACCCCUUCCUGUAUCUUGGCUGCAGCUGUUGCCACCCUGGCCUGGCUCUUGCCAUGACUAUAGAGCGAGCGAAUAGUGGGAUUGAGGGUAGGGAAGGGACCGAGGGAGCUGAACAUCCAA
This is a messenger RNA of Onychomys torridus (southern grasshopper mouse), 1004 nucleotides long. It is a transcript of the gene Ly6g6d, whose product is annotated as lymphocyte antigen 6 family member G6D. Gene Ontology annotation, biological process: acetylcholine receptor signaling pathway. Gene Ontology annotation, molecular function: acetylcholine receptor inhibitor activity. Bases 609 to 941 code for a protein of 110 amino acids. The record is from RefSeq and is a predicted model, not a curated record. Gene Ontology annotation, cellular component: external side of plasma membrane. The transcript has 3 exons. NCBI's taxonomy places the organism in Eukaryota, Metazoa, Chordata, Mammalia, Rodentia, Cricetidae.